Molecule: messenger RNA, 1590 nt
Organism: Medicago truncatula (barrel medic)
Lineage: Eukaryota; Viridiplantae; Streptophyta; Magnoliopsida; Fabales; Fabaceae
Product: protein disulfide-isomerase 5-2
Exons: 5
Coding region: 70-1362 (430 amino acids)
Biological process (GO): protein folding; response to endoplasmic reticulum stress
Cellular component (GO): endoplasmic reticulum
Molecular function (GO): protein disulfide isomerase activity
Source: RefSeq, a predicted model, not a curated record
UAUAUUAUACACUUGAACAAACACAAGACUCUGUUUCGUGUUUGGAUCCAAAACAAAAGAGAAGAAAACAUGAGGAUUUGCUUUGUUAUUUUUUGUAUUGUUUCAUUGAUCCACUUUUGUCGUGCUGAACCAUUAUCGGUUGAUGGAAAGGUAUUGAUACUCGAUGAAUCCAACUUCGAUUCCGCCAUUUCAUCCUUCGAUCACAUCUUGGUUGAUUUCUACGCUCCUUGGUGUGGUCACUGCAAGCGUCUCUCUCCUGAGUUAGACGCGGCCGCGCCUGUACUUGCAGCCUUGAAGGAACCUAUACUCAUUGCAAAAGUAGAUGCAGACAAGCAUACUAGCCUUGCAAGAAAACACGAUGUUGAUGCCUAUCCAACCAUUUUGCUGUUUAAUCAUGGUGUCCCAACUGAAUAUCGUGGACCAAGGAAAGCUGAUUUACUUGUUCGUUAUCUUAAGAAAUUCGCUGCUUCUGAUGUUUCCAUCCUCGAUUCAGAUUCUGCUGUGAAUAAUUUUGUUGAAGAAGCUGGUACUUUUUUCCCAGUAUAUAUAGGUUUUGGGUUGGAAAGUUCAAUGAUAGAAAAGUUCGGCAAAAAGUAUAAGAAAAAUGCAUGGUUUUCUGUGGCAAAGGAUUUUUCAGAGGAUCUCAUGGUAACAUAUGACUUCGAUAAGAUUCCUGCCUUGGUUUCCCUUAAUCCACUGUACAAUGAGCGUAACACAUUUUAUGGUCCAUUUGAAGAUGAUUUUUUGGAAGACUUUAUAAAACAAAAUCUCAUUCCUUUGGCUGUGCCUGUAUCCUAUGAGACACUUAAGUUGAUGAAAGCUGAUGGUAGGAAAAUAGUUUUGACUAUUGUGGACGAUGAAAGUGAAGAAAGUUCCAAAGAACUUGUUAAGUUAUUGAGGGCUGCUGCAUCUGCAAAUCGUGACUUAAUAUUUGGUUAUGUUGGAGUUAAACAGCUGGACGAAUUUGCUGAUAAAUUUGAUACUACUACUAAACUACCAAAAAUGGUCAUUUGGGAUAAAGAAGAUGAGUAUCUUUCGGUAGUUGGUUCAGAAAGCAUUGAAGCAGAGGAUCAGGGAACACAGAUCACUAAAUUCCUAGAAGGAUAUAGAGAAGGAAGAACCGUAAAGAAAUCAUUUAGUGGGCCGUCGCUGAUGCAAUUUAUCCAUAGAUCUUUCGACAUUAGAAUGGUGUACAUCGUUGUUUUUAUGAUUGCAGUGCUAAUGCUUAUUCAAACCUUGGGUAGUAAAGGAGAUGAUGGUGAAUAUCAGAGAGUACCAAACCAAGAUAAGGUUAAUCAACCAAGCAGCUCUACCUCAGAAGGUGAAAGCAAAGAGUAUAAAGAAGGUGACAAAGAAGACUAAAUUAAUUAUAACAUAUACAAGGAUCAUCACUUAAUUAUAGCUGGCUUUAGAAUUACCAUGCCUUUUGGCAUGUGUAAAUAUUUUAGAGUCUGUAUUUUUCAUAAAUUUUGACUACUGUCCAAACUAAACUUAUGUUCUUAUUUGCACGUUUUCAUUAGUUAUUUCUUGACAUGAAGGCUUAUUUAUUAGUUUCAACGUGGCAUUGAUGAAAUGAAAGUGUUAUUUCAA